AUGCAUUAUUCAUAUACCACCCCUCAAGAUAUGGACGCAAGAAUGAGACGCAAUUCUUCAGCUUCACUCUUUCUAUCGACAGAAGGAAGAACAAAACCAUCGCUUGCCCGUCAAGCUAGUAGAGGGGAUGAUACCAACAAUAGUGAAACAACAGAAGGAUCUUCUCAUUUCAGACGACUCUUACAGUUCAUUUAUCCAUCACAAAAAAGAAGAUGUUCUUUUUCAUCCUUCAUAAGACCCACGGUUAAACAGCAAAGACAACGACAAGAAGACGAUAAUGACAGUCUUGUAACAAUUGAUGAUCAAGAUGAUAUAUUGGGUGUUUCUGACAGCGAAGACUCCAUAGAAAUAAAAGAGAAUGAUGCUAAGCAUACGUAUUACCGCAGCCCAAUUUCCUUCAACGUACAGCGUCGACGAUCAAACGAAGAACUGGAUAAAGUAGACUUCAUAUUAAGAAAACGGUCAUCCCACAACCGACGAGCAAUGUAUUUACCGAACGAUCCUAUUAUGAAUGCGAGCGAUGGACCCAAAGAUGAAUGGCAUGCCUGGAGGCUCUACUGCAGCACGUAUCAAAAAUUAUUGCUUCAUCAAACUUCGAUACCACUUUCAAAACAUCUUCUUUUGAAAAAAAUGCUGGUCACUCUACAGCAAAAGAAUUUGGAUCUUUUCAGUAGAAGUAUACAAGGACCUUCAACAAAGGAAUCUAUUUUUGAUAUAGUCAAAUAUGACUGUAAUGUAGAAGAAGAAAAGCAAGAAGAGGAUAGCUGUAGUGAUGAUGACAGCGAUGUUGAUAGUGACAAUGAUGAUGACGAAGCAUUAGAAGAUGAUGAUCUUCCUCUAGACAGACUCUUAUACCAACAGGCGAAUCAAAUUUCAAAACCAUUAGAAUAUACCGAACAUCGUGCUGGAAACGAUGAUUAUGAUAUCAAGAAGGCUUUGUAUAGCCAUUCCCCAUCCAUCCUUCUAUCAAAUAUAGUUGUACAACCACAUCCCGUUUGCAAGCCAAACAAAUCCAAUCGAAAAUCCAUUUUACAAAUCCCAAUACAUUCCUCAUGUUAUCAGCAUAAGCAUAAUUAUUGUCACAGGUCAGCACCUGUUGUACGGUUUAUUUAA
Mycotypha africana is the source of this 1113-nucleotide messenger RNA. RefSeq lists its product as uncharacterized. The record is from RefSeq and is a predicted model, not a curated record. The transcript has a single exon. The coding region runs from base 1 to 1113 and encodes 370 amino acids. Lineage: Eukaryota; Fungi; Mucoromycota; Mucoromycetes; Mucorales; Mycotyphaceae.